Adineta steineri is the source of this 8010-nucleotide messenger RNA. NCBI's taxonomy places the organism in Eukaryota, Metazoa, Rotifera, Eurotatoria, Adinetida, Adinetidae. The record is from the annotation of a GenBank genome assembly.
AUGGCCGAAUUAACCAUGAAUCAACAUAAUACUGAAAUACUUUUUACAACAGAUACUAUUAAUAAGAAAAAUAAAAUAAAAGCUGAUCGAAUUUAUUCGGAAUCAUUUCUUACCAAAGUAUCACAAUGUAUUAAGAUUGCCAAUACUAUUCAUACGAAUUAUGGUAUUGAUAUUUUAGAAACGAAUGGUAGUUUUGAAAUAACAGAUAAAGUUAUUGAUCGUCUUGAUUAUUUAUCAUCGAUAUAUCUUCCAAACAAUAAGAAUAAUAAUGCUGAUACUUUUUCAAAUUCAUCUGAACAACAUGAUAAAUAUCUACAAUCAACAACGAGUGAUAAGAAUGAAAUGAUGAUAACAAAAAGUCAUAUUAUACCAAUUAAAUUACCACCAUUAAUUGAAAUGCAGCUUAGAAAUAAUCGACUUCUCCGGGAAGCUAUCAAUGACUAUAGACGUUAUGAACGAUGCAGGAAUUUACUGAAAAAUAAAAAAUCAACUUCAAUUAAUUCAGCAACUAACAAAGAAGACGAAGAAGAUGAACAGAUUUUAAUGAUCGAAGCAGAAUCUCUAUGCCCUGUAGAAUCAAAUACUACUCACGAUUCGCUUCCAUCAGCAAAUCCUAUACAGUUAAUGAAACAAAGUCAUAAUCAAUGUAAAAAUAAAAUUAAUAAAUCAAUGGCCGAAUUAACCAUGAAUCAACAUAAUACUGAAAUACUCUUUACAACAGAUGCUAUUAAUAAGAAAAAUAAAAUAAAAGACCAUCGAAUUUAUUCGGAAUCAUUUCUUACCAAAGUAUCACAAUGUAUUAAGAUUGCUAAUACUAUUCAUACUGAUUAUGGUAUUGAUAUUUUAGAAACGAAUGGUAGUUUUGAAAUAACAGAUAAAGUUAUUGAUCAUCUUGAUUAUUUAUCAUCGAUAUAUUUUCCAAACAAUAAGAAUAAUAAUGCUGAUACUUUUUCAAAUUCAUCUGAACAACAUGAUAAAUAUCUACAAUCAACAACGAGUGACAAGAAUGAAAUGAUGAUAACAAAAAGUCAUAUUAUACCAAUUAAAUUACCACCAUUAAUUGAAAUGCAACUUAGAAAUAAUCGACUUCUGCGAGAAGCUAUCAAUGACUAUAGACGUCAUGAACGAUGCAGGAAUUUACUGAAAAAUAAAAAAUCAACUUCAAUUAAUUCAGAAACUAACAAAGAAGAAGAAGACGAACAGAUUUUGAUGAUCGAAGCAGAAUCGCUAUGCCCUAUAGAAUCAAAUACUACUCACGAUUCGCUUCCAUCAGCAAAUCUUAUACAGUUAAUGAAACAAAGCCAUAAUCAAUGUAAAAAUAAAAUUAAUAAAAAUAAAAAUCAAAUAAUUCAACUAUUACCCUAUGAAAAUACAUACGGACAAUUCUAUUAUCCCUACCAAUUUCCAUCAAUCGAACCAACAAUGAUUGAAAAAAUUAUUAAUGGUGUACAAUCUAUGGCAUCAACAUUAACAAAUACAAAAGAUGCUGAAGAUGUUUUAAAUAGUAUAGUCUUAUUAGCUGAUCAUUCUUCUUCAUCAUUUACUAAUAAAAUAGCAGAUGAAGUCAUGAAAACAAUACAAAAACGUUUUAUAACACGUAAACAAGGUGAUAUAACACAUCAUGAAAGAAUACAUGUUCGUAUGGCAUUGGAUUUAAUCUUUGCUGAUAAUCGUUUAAAUGGUAUAACAACUAUUUGUCGAUCCGAAUCUCUAAUUUUAUCUUGUAUGCUUCGAAAAAUUCUUAAAUGUACACAAAUAAGAAUGUUAUGUUCAUACGCUGAUGUCAUAACUACACUUAAUGAAUCUGAUUCUCAUCAAAUACAUUUACGUACAUUUAAACGAAUAUCUCUAUCAUCCGAUGAAUUCAUUGAAAUUAUCGGUGAAAUGUAUAAUACAUCUUACGAAACAAUUGAAACAAUGAAAUAUUAUUUAGAAGCAAAUGAUAUUAUUGAUAUGAAUACGAAUCUUAUUCAUUCAUCAAUAAGAAUAUCGAAACAAAUCGAUGAAAUGAUAAAAUAUAUUUUCUAUGAAGAUGCUAUUAGAUUAUUAUUAAAAUUAAUUGUUGAUCGAAAACAUAUGAAUGAUAAUGAUAUAAAUAAUGAAUAUAAACAAUUUAAAUUAAAUCUUCCAAUAAAACUAAAUGAAUUAUAUCAAUCAAUUAAGAAAUUAAAUGCUUUUAUGUCUACAUCUCAAGUACUGACAGCUAUUCGAAGACCAUAUCUAUCUCAACUUGCACAACGAUCAAAAGUAAAACCAAUUACUGUCAGUGAUCUACGUGCAAUAAUUUCUCAAAUAUGGUUAUUACCAGAAAAUUUCGAUACAUUGAUUACUGAGAAUACGAUUACAUCAGAAGUAUUAUGCCGAUUCUACACUGAUUUUCAUGAAAAAGAAGAUAUUAAUGAACGAUUUAAUAAAAUAAGUAAAAAAAUUCAUGAUCAUUUAAACUUACAUAGUUGUAUAACACGUGUUGCGUUUAAAAUGGUUGCGGAACAUUCAAAUGGAACAAGUCUUACACCAUAUUUGGAUGAAUUUAAUAGAAUUCCUCGUUUUAUAUCAAUAUUUGAUAUAUUCGAUGAUUUAAUUAAUUCGGGUCUUAUAUCUACAACCGAACUUAUUGUUUAUUCAAAACAAGAUAUUAUUAUCAAAAAAUCUUCAUUAUUAAAACAUUUUCAACGUAUUUCAUUUAUUCGCAAACAUGAUGCUGAUUUACUUGCUGAAAUAACUUUAAUUAUACGUGAAGAUAUUUUAAUUGAUUACUUAACACAACGAGCUAUGAUAAUGAAACAAGCUUAUAUUAAUUGUAUAUUAAAUAAUACUGAACGUCAACAUUUUAUAACAAAAAAUCGAAUUAAAUCAACAAAUAGAUUAUCAUCUCUAUCAAUUCAUAAAUUUAUUCGUUAUUUUAAUCUUGAUCCAAAUUGUGGUAAAAUAUUCUUUUGGAUGGGUUUAACAGAUGAAAAUAUCGUUAAAACAUUAAUUGAAACAAAAACUUUUGUUAAUGAAUAUAUGCUUGAUGGAAUUUACAAUAAUUUUCUCACAAGACUCCAUGAUACAUUAGAAUCUGGUAUUUAUAAUAUAUCUGCAGAAAAUUUAUUAAAUUUUGAUCAACAAAACGAAUAUUUAAUACCUAUACAACGAGAUUCUAUUUGUAUGGUAUAUAAAAUCGAUAGUAAAAAGUUGUAUAAACUUGGUUGUUAUUUAACGUAUGAACAAGCAUCUAUUCUUGUUGAUUUUGCUGAUCCACAAUAUGAACAUGAACUUUCAACUUUAAUUACAAUACAUGAUAUUAUUUCACAGGAAGAUUUAAAAAGUUUAUUAAUAUUAAAUAAUUAUGAAAUUAAUCUUGAUGAAAUUUCCAAAUUAAUUCUUCAUAAACAACAAGUAAUUGAGUGUAAAAUUCUUCUUGAAUCAUUUCAUCAACGUAUUAAUUAUCGUCAGAAACGUUUUAAACGUGUUAAAAACUUGCAAAAACUUCUUCUUGAAUCAUUAUUAUUCAAUCAAUUUAUAGAAAUGAUUGCUAGUUUAGGUAUAGAAUAUUUUACACGUACUGAACUUGAUUAUCUUGAAGAAAUCAAACUUAUUGAUAUUGGCAUACUUGCACUUUUACUUACAUUACCAUCUUAUAACUCUUUAAUUCAUCAACAUAAAUAUGAAUGGUUUCAUGAUCAACAAUCAUCAUCAUCUACACAUCAUAGAAAUUAUUUACAUAUUCUUGAUCCAAUCAUUGAAAAAUAUUCCAUAUUUCUAACUACUAUUAUCAUACGAAUGAUCUCAAAUAAAGAACGUUUUUCAACAAUAAAUGAAAUAUUACUAUUAAAUCUUGAUGAUUAUUUAUCAACAGAAGAAGUUCUUAAAAUUUGUGCUUAUGAACAAAUAAUAUCACAUGACGAUAUUUUACAUAUUUGUCAAGAAACAUUUCCAAUCAUUCCAACAUCAAAUACUAAUGAACAAUCUCAACCUAGUAGAAAAUCAUUAUCUGUUAAUGAAGAAACAGAUAUUUCACUUUGGUCAAUACCUGAUUGUUAUACUCGAAAUAUAACUAUGUAUUCUCAUGAUCCUAUUCUUCAACAAAAAUUAAAUCAAACAAUUCUAUUAACUAUAUUUGAUUAUAUACUUCAUUUCAAUCAUCGAAUUACAACCAAUAAAUAUUUACGACAAUUAUUUAAUGAAUUUAAACCUUUAGCUUAUUAUAAAGCUCAAUUAAUAAUUGAAAAAGAAAUCACAGUUAUUAAACUAUUAUUAAAAACACGUCAAAAACAAACAACAUUAAAUAUGCAUGAUUUAAAUAGAUAUCUUGAAUUAUAUCCAAUUCCAUGUAGAUUAGAUAUUAUUAAUGAAUUAUGUCAUAUAAAAAUUCUUUCACAAUCUCUUGUUAAUGAUUAUUUAAUGAAUCAAUGUUAUGAAUUAAAAAUAGCUACACCUGAAAUUCAAACUAUUUUUCUUUUCUAUAUGAUGAUCAAAUUAAUUCGACAAGAAGGUUAUAUUGAUGAAAUAAAUUUAAAAAAAAUUCUUAAUCAAUAUACAAAUGAUACUAUUGAGAAAAAAUUAGAUAUAAUUAAUAAACAAAUUUUACGAAAUGGGCUUCUUACAAUCGAACAAAUAACUCAUUCAGCAAAUGAUUUUUUUCUAUAUGAUUAUUUCAAUGAAGAUACACUUAAAAAUCAAUCGAAUGAAUAUAAAACUGUCAUUCAAGAGCAAAUCUUAAGUAAUAUUCUUCAUCAAGAACGAUUAACAAGUACUCAGUUCGAAUUAGUUCUUAAUCAAAAUAUACGCCGACGCCAAGUUAUUCAAACGAAUAUAUUAAGUGAUCAAUUAAAACAUAUUAAAAUAGUUAAAGAAAAAGUUCAACGUAAAGUCGAUCAUGUUCUUUCAAAAAUGGAUGAUAAUACACAUAUUUAUUCUAAAAUGAAACAAAUUUCGUCUCGUUUAACAUCCAAUAAUCUUACUAAACAUGAUCUAUCUCUUGCAAAUGAACAGCAAAUAUCAACAAUCGAUAAAAAUGUAACAUUACCAGAUUUACGAUCAUUACGUCAUAAUUAUAUUCAAGCAAAAAUACCAAGAAAUCAAUUACAUCUAUUAGUUGAACAAGGUGGUUGGACUAAUGAUAUUUAUCUUGAAUUUAAACGUGAACUUGAUAUUAUUGAUUCUGAUAAUUCAUUAGAUCUUAUUCGAUAUAUAACAAAAAAUAUCUCGUUAUUAAUUAAACAAAAUGGUUCAAUUACAGAAGAACCAUUAAUAAAAUAUUUUCAAGAACAUCAAAUUCUAUUUCUUACAGAUUUCGAAUUAUUACUUACUCGUUAUGGUAUGGUAUCAUUAGAAGAUCUUAUUGAUUUAUUAGUUGUUAGUAGAUUAGCUAAAGCUGAUGAAAUAAAAGCUUAUGCAAAAAAUAUAUUCUGUCUUAAUAUAAAUAAAUUCAUUGAAAUCUCAAAAUCUCAUGAAGAUAUGUUAGUCAAGAAACAUCAUGUUCAAAACAAUUUAGAGAAGAGAUUAUGUAUAACAACAACUGAUCUUUCUCAUCUACUUAAUCAUGUUCUUAAACUUGAUCGUCUUAAAAGAAUUCUUGACAUGAUACCAACUAUUAAAAAUUAUCUACGUUUACAUCCAAUUAAUACAUUCAAUGCAGUUAAAGCAUUGAAACUUGAAUUUGAUUUCAAUCAUUAUGAUAUGAAAUUUUUACGUGAUUUAAAAUUAUUAAGUGAUACAUGGUAUAAACGAUAUUUGUUAUCACGAACAAGUGAAACGGAUGCGAAUAUUUCAGAACUAAUUAAUGAUGAUGAUCAAGAACAAGAAGAUCGACGUGAAUUUAAAUUUCGUUCAAGUUUAGAUGAAGAUUUUGAUUUUAAUGAAUUUAUGGAAAAUGAAGAAUCACAAUUAAAUAUCAAUGAACAACGUAAACAAAUUUAUCUAGAACAAAUUAAAAAACGAAAAGAUCAAAUCGAUUUAUAUAAAUCAAAAAUAUCUACUGAUGAUGAUAAUCUUCAAUUAAUUCUGAAUCCAGAUGAUUUUCAUAAACAAGAUGAGAAAAAAGAUCAACUACGUGUUAUUGAACAAGUCUUUCUAAAUGCUUCAACUCUCGAAUCUCAACUUUUACUACCUUUUAUUUCCGAUGAUCAAAAACGAUUAUUUAUGCAACUGGAUUUUGCUAAAGAAGAAAAUAUUGAAGAUUAUCAUAGAUUAUAUCAUUCAGAAGACAAAGUAGACUCGAAGAAGAUACUAAAUGAUACAAUAAACAAAGAACCUGAACAACCCAUAUUAUCUUUAGAUGAGAAAUCGUUUUCUAAAGAAUCAGAAAAAGAUAUAGAAAUUGAACAACAAAAAUUUUAUAUUGACAAUCAAUCAUCAGUAGAUUUUGAGAGUAAACAAUCUGUACAAAAACAAUUGAAAGACACACAACAAAUUAGUAUACAACCAUUAUUUGAAAUUAGAAAAUCAUCUGACUUAUUGAAUAAUAUACCAGAAGAACAAGACGAAGAUGAUAAAACAAAAUUAGAGUCCGUAACCAUUAAAAAAGAUACUUUUGUUGAAAAAGAAGAAGAACAACCUUCUAUUCUAUUUGACGAUGAAAAAGUUCCAUUAUCAAUUGAAGAUUUACACUCACAGCCAAUGCCAACCGUAUUAUCGAAUGCUACUGAAGAUCUUAGUACUUCUCUUCAUCAAUUAAUUCAACAAAUGACAAAUGAUGAACAAAUAUCAUUAAAAAGAAAUCUCAAACUCAUUCGUGACAUUAUCGAACAUUGGCUUCAAACUACUUUACAAUACGAUACAUUAAUGAAUCCAAUCGAUAAUCCACAUCAAUCUAUGAAUGAAAAUGAGUUUCAUACAAAUCAAUUGAUCACCUAUUUUCAUAAUGAAAUCGAACAAUUUUCUAAACAUAUUUCUUCUAAUUCUUUAAAUUUUUCAAAACUAAAAACUAUUUUUCAACAACGAAUAAAUCAUAUGGAAAAUAUUCUAAAAGAAAUAAAAAAUCAUCAAGAUAUAAUUCAACAAGUUGAUAAACAAAUCAUUGAAAUCGAUCAAAUGAUUAAUGAGACAAAAUCAAAAUUUGAAAUCGAAAGUUUAAAUAAUAAAUUUAAUAAAUAUAAAGAAGAUUUUAUUGAAUUGAAACAACAAGAAGAUUUUCAAAUUCAACCUAUAUUACGAACACAACUUGAAUUAGCUAUUCGUACAAUUGAUACUGAUUUAUACUUAAUAGAACAAAUACUCGAACAAAAAAUCAUAACCGAUAUUAUUCCAAUAACAUCAUUGAUUACAACAGACAUAGUGAAACAACCUAUUCCAUCGAAAACUUAUGAAAAUAUUACAAACAUUCGAGAUAAUUUAUCAAAAAUAGCAUCGGAUAUUAAAGCAUAUGAAGCAACACUUGAGAAAGAACGAAUAGUACACGAUUUACUAGGAAUAGAUAUGAUUGAACGUCUUCAAGUCAUUAAACAGGAAUAUUUAGAACAGAAAAUGAAUGAAGAAAAAAAUCAAGAUAUAAAGAUAAAUAUCGAUAAACUUUUUGAAUUUGAUCAAGAACAAAUAGAAUUUAUGGACCAGCUUAAAGAAAUUCAUGAACAAUUAGAUAAGCAAUCAAAUAAAAUUCAACAAAAUUUAUUUAAUAUUAAUACUGCUCGUGAUAAUUCAAAUCAUCCAAAUUUUUCAUUAGAUAUUAAAUUGAAAUAUUUUCCAAUUGAUACCUGUGGAAUUUUAAUGAAACAAUCAUUAUAUCUUGUUGAUGAACAAAACAUGCCUCUAUCAGAUAAACUUCAUCUCAUUCGAUUACCAAAUGAAUUCGAUCGAUUUCAGAUAUCCAAUGAUAAUUACGAAUUAAUUAUUAUUGAUAAUAAUAAUAUACCAUUAUCCGAUCCUGUUACUUUUAAACAAUUAACAUCUGAAUUAAUUCAAUUUGAAUAUACUAAUAAUGAUCAACGUACUAUUCAAAUAUCAUCACAUGAUUCAAUAAAUAGAUCCAUUAUGCUUAAUGUAAAACCACUGUCUUUCGAUAAAUCUCCAACAAGUAAAUUGCAUUAG